AUGGCGGCUUCGCGGGUGCCGGACCGGAGGGAGCGCCGAGCGGGAGGGCGAGAGGCUGCCGCCGGGGAGGCGACUUGCGGUCUGGCCAUGGAAGCUGAGAGCGAAGUGGAGAGCAGCAGCGAUGCAGCCCCUCGGCCGGAGCGGCAGGAGGAGCCCUCUGAGAGCGGCCUUGGCAUGGAGACCUCAGAGGCCGUGUCUGCAGACAGCAGCGAUGCUGCCCUGCUGCCAAUCACUCUCUCGGAAGCAGAUGAGUCCGGAGUUGGCCAGAGCUCUGACAGCGGAGGCGUCUCUCUGGCCGAGGUGUCUGAGAGCAGCAGCUCCAGCAGAGACGCCCUGCCUAGGGCCUACCUGCCCGACUCCUCCUCCCUCGCACAGUCCGCUCUGAUCUCCAGCAUCUCGGCUGCUGCAAGUCAGUCCCUCCUGAUCUCGCAGUCCCCUCAAGGCCUCGUUCACUCCAGUGUGCUGGCGGAAGGCGCUGCCGUGGUGUCGGAUUCCACGGCCUCCACCUCCUCUGACCUGGGCUCCACCAUAGACAAGAUCAUAGAGUCCACCAUUGGGCCAGACAUCAUCCAGAGGUGCAUUGCUGUGACGAGUGAAGAGGAUGGAGGGGCGCAAACAACUCAGUACCUCAUCCUGCAGGGGCCAGAUGAUGGCGCACCUGUGAUGUCUCACCUGGCCAGCUCGAGCUUGGCUCCUGGCUUGUCCGUGGAGUCUUUGGUGGACGGCCCCACCUCCACAUGCGCAGAGCCCCCAGCCCCGUUGGAGCAGCCAGCCCCCUUGGUCCCAUCCGGGGAGCCUGACUUGGAGGCCCUGGAGGAGCUGAUGGAGGUGGUGGUGGUGCAGCAGUUCAAGUGCAAGAUGUGCCGCUACAAGAGCAGCAUCAAGCAGACCCUCCUCCACCACAUGCGGGAGCGGCACUUCCAGCCGGCUGCAGCCGCUGGCUUGAAAAGGGGGCGCCCGCGUAAGGGGGUUUCUGUUCAAAAGCCCCCUGCAAUAGCGAAGCCAGAGGAGGAAGAAGAAGAGGACGAUAUUGUGGAUGCUGGUGCUCUGGAUGACCCAGAAGAUGACAGUGACUACAACCCAGCUGAGGACGAGCCCCGUGGGCGGUUGCCCAAGCUCAACCACCCUGUUCCCUCCUCCAGUGAAGAACGGCCACGCCGGCGUCCAGGAAGGCCCCGCAAGCUCCCCCGCCUGGAGUCUGUCCCUCAGCUAGAAGGUGAUGGGAUGGAUCCUGUGGUCUCCUCGCAGUGUGCCCCUCGGGGAGACCCGCAGGGUGCAGAGGCAGCCAGCUCCUCCGUUCCGGCCCCCGCUGCUGGAAGCCGUGUCGCAGAGCCAGCCGUCAGCCAGUCUGACUGCGAGAACAGAGACCCCACCUCUCACGAGGAAGUGGAGCAGGUUCCCCGCCGGCGAGGGCGGCCCUCCCACCGUUUCCUGGGCAAGAAGUUCUGCAAGUACCUCGGCCGCAGGUACUGCUACAAGUCUGCCAAGCCCCUGAUGCGCCCCUUCCUCUGCCGGAUCUGUGGCUCCCGCUUCCUCACGCACGAGGACCUCCACUUCCACGUCAACUCCCAUGAGGCCGGCGAUCCUCAGCUCUUCCGCUGCCUCCAGUGCAGCUACCGCUCCCGGCGCUGGUCGUCUCUGAAGGAGCACAUGUUCAACCACGUGGGCAGAAAGCCAUACAAGUGCGAGGAGUGUGACUACACCAGCGUCUACAAGAAGGACGUCAUCCGCCACUCCGCGGUGCACAGCCGGGACAAGAAGAAGCGAGCCGACCCGCCCCCCAAGCGGAACUCCUUCCCUUGCCCCGUCUGCAGCCGUGUCUACCCCAUGCAGAAGCGCCUCACCCAGCACAUGAAGACCCACAGUGCUGAAAAGCCCCACAUGUGUGACAAGUGCGGGAAGUCCUUCAAGAAACGCUACACCUUCAAGAUGCACCUCUUGACCCACAUUCAGGCCAUCGCCAACCGCCGGUUCAAGUGUGAGUUCUGUGACCACGUCUGCGAAGACAAGAAGCUGCUCCUCAACCACCAGCUCCUGCACAUCAACGACAAGCCCUUCCGCUGCGGCCUCUGCGCCUACGCCACGGUGCGCGAGGACUUCCUGCUCUCCCACAUGGCCGUCAAGCACACGGGAGGCAAGCCCUUUGCCUGUGAGUUCUGCCACUUCACCACCAAGCACAAGAAGAACCUGCGCCUCCACGUCCAGUGUCGACAUGCAGAGAACUUGGAGGAGUGGGUACAGAGGCACCCGGAGGAGCCCCCUUGCCGCCGCCGCCCCUUCUUCACUCUCCAGCAGAUCGAGGAGCUGAAGCAGCAGCACCGACAGGGCCAGCCAGCCGCGCCCAGCCCACCACAGGCCACCUCUCAGCCAGCGGGAGCACCGCCUGACCUGGAGCCUCCCCUCCUCGCCCCGGAGCCGCUGGAGGGGGCCACCGUCAUCUACGAGGCAGGCGUAGAAGGCUCCGCCAAGCUGGCCACGCAGACUGCACUGGACCUCUUGCUGAACAUGAGCAGCCAGAGAGACCUGCCUGGCAUCGCGCUUGGAGAACAGGUGGCCAUUGUAAAAGUUGUCGCCCUGGUGAAGGCCUCCGAAGGCCAGGCCCCGCCGAAAGGGGGGGAGGUGCUGACUCUGCGUGUGGCGGAGCAGGGGGAGGCCCUGGCACAGGAGGCGUACGAGGAGACGGCCCUGGGCAGCGCGGAGCUCCAGCAGGUCACUAUCCCCUUCAGCAGCACGACGGAAUACAGCAUCAUCACCCCAAGCGGGGACGCCAGCAGCAGCGCCCUGUACAGCGAGGAGAGUCCCGGCGAGGCUGUCCAGGCAGUGAUCCGAGACACCCUGACGGACAUCAUGGCCCCCCCAGGGGGCAUCCCCGCUGCUGCUGCAGAGGUGAGGGAGGGGGGGUUGACGGGGGAGGUGGUGGCGGCUCCCGCUGGUGUCCGGUGGCCCCUGGUGCAGCGCUUGACGUGGCAGCCCCAGAAGGCCGUGGCACUGGCCCCCGAGACCCAGGAGGAGGCCUCCCCCAAGAAGCUGCCCCCCAAGAAGCUGCCGGGCAAGGCCUCCUCCUCCUCCUCCUCGGGCAAGAAGUUCUCCUGCAAGAUCUGCGCAGCCACUUUCGCCGGCCGGGCCGAGAUGGAGAGCCACAAGCGGGCUCACGUCGGCCCCAGCGCCUUCAAGUGCCCCGACUGCCCCUUCACAGCCCCCGCGUGGCCAGAUGUCCGGAGACACAUGGAGCAGCACGCCAGCCUCCGGCCCCACAAGUGCCCCCACUGCAGCUUCGCCUCCAAGAACAAGAAGGACCUGCGGAGGCACACCCUGACCCACACCAACGAGAAGCCCUUUUCGUGCCACGUCUGCGGGCAGAGGUUCAACCGCAACGGCCACCUCAAGUUCCACGUGCAGCGGCUGCACAGCGCUGAAGGGAAGCCGACGGCAGAGCCCGCCCCCAGCCCCCCCCAGACUAUCAUCCUAAACAGCGACGAGGAGACCUUGGCCACCCUGCAGACCGCUCUGCAGUCCAGCCAGGCCCUGCUGUCUCCGGAGAGGCUCCACCAGGCUCUGGGACAAGAGCACAUCAUCAUGACCCAAGAGCAGAGCGGCCCCGACCAGGAGGAGGCCGCCUACAUCCAGGAGAUCAUGACGACGACGGCCGACGGGCAGAUGGUGCGGCACCUGGUGGCGGCAGAAAAGCAGGUCCAGUACAUCAUCACUCAGGAUGGCAUUCAGCACCUGCUGCCCCACGAGUACGUUGUCCUGCCUGAGGGACAUCAUAUCCAGGUGCAGGACGGGCAGAUCACUCACAUCCAGUACGAGCAAGGCGGCCCUUUUGUGCAGGAGCCCCAGAUCCAAUACGUCCCUGUGUCACCUGGGCAGCAGCAGCUCGUCACGCAGGCUCAGCUGGAGGCGGCCGCCCACUCUGCAGUGACAGCAGUGGCAGAUGCCGCAAUGGCUCAGGCCACUCUGGCCACAGACGGGGCCACAGAACAGCUCCACCAGCUGCAGCCUGGCAUCCAUUACGACAUCAUCACGCUGGCAGACUAGGGAGGGCAAGAUUUUCUCUUCCACGAAGCGCAGGGCGGGACAGCUGACCCUCUGGUUGUGAGCAGCGGGGCUGGCGGAGCUCCCGAAUCGUGCCUUCUGCAAUUCCCCGGCCCGGGCCGGCUGCUGUCCUCUGGGAGACAACCGCAGCAUGAAAUCGGCGGGGCAGCAGCGGCCGACCCGGCCUGGUGCUGGCUGGGCGGGGCCCACGGAGAGGCGCUAGACUGUAAGGGAGGGGGCAGCCGUGGUCCCCUCCUGGGCAGCAGGCUUGCUGGCUUUUUGGUUUCCAAAUAAAGUCACGGAACUGUC
Molecule: messenger RNA, 4344 nt
Organism: Heteronotia binoei (common prickly gecko)
Lineage: Eukaryota; Metazoa; Chordata; Lepidosauria; Squamata; Gekkonidae
Gene: ZNF335
Product: zinc finger protein 335
Biological process (GO): positive regulation of neurogenesis; brain development; regulation of gene expression
Cellular component (GO): nucleus
Molecular function (GO): RNA polymerase II cis-regulatory region sequence-specific DNA binding
Source: RefSeq, a predicted model, not a curated record